AUGCCACCGUCGAGCAUGUGGCCUUCAAUGCUGGUAGUGGCUUUUGUGGCGGUCCUGGUGGCGCUGGAUGGCGGAUGUGUUGAGCUUUACAUCAUGGAGAUUCUGGCCGCGAGCGUGGGUAUGGCUCUUGGAAAGCUGACCAUGGACAUGACCCAGCAGCCUGCCGUGCUUGCUUCUUGUCGCGGUGGCUUCACAUGGGCCAUGUCAUUUCUCCCUGCUGGACUGGGACUGGCAGUAUCCUCCUUGCAGCGCUGGCUCAUUCUCACGGCACAGGGUCCAUGGCACUUGGGACGCAACAUGUACCUGAACCAACUGCUCAUGGCAGACGAUUCACAAGGACUCCGUGGCCAUGAUAUGACAGGUAAGCCGAAGGGUGCCAUGGGCAGUUUGCAGCAAGAGGACCUGCUGCGGACUGUCCAGGUUGCUGUACAGAAUCGGAAAUGCAGGAAAGCCGAAGAGUGCUUCGAGCGCAUGCUGUGGGCUGGCUUCUCUGCAAGCUCCACGACAUACGAAUUGAUCCUUCAUGCCUGGAUCAAGGAAGGAAAUAUGCCAGCUGCUGAGCAGUGGCUCCGCAGAAUGAGAGCCAACGGGCACCAGCCCACUGAAACCUGCUACCUGGCAUUGCUUGCCAAAUAUUGCAAGGCCGGCGACCUACGUCCGGCGGAAUUGUUGCUGCCGCCGUUGUUGCAGGGCUCUCGAGGGCAAGCCCAGACCGUGGCAUGCACCAUGUUGAUUGACGCCUAUGGAAAGAUGGGGGAUGUUGAGGGCGCCGAGAGGAUCAUGCACCGGAUGCAGUCAGCCAGGGUCGAGGCAUCCAUCGUAAGCUUCGGUGCCAUGAUGGAUGCGUGCGCGAAAGCCGGUCAGCCACUUAAGGCGAUUGAGUGGCACCAUGUCAUGAUGGAGAAGGGUUUCUCUCCGAGCGUUCGCACCUUCACGGCUGUGGUGAACGCACAUGCAAAGGCCGGUGACUUGUGUGGUGCGCUCAAGGCCAUGCACGCCAUGCAAGCCUUCGGCGUGAAAGCAGAUACAAUGGCCUACAGCACUUUGUUGAGCGUUUGUGCCAGAAAGGGCAACAUCAAAUGUGCACAGACGGUUUUUGCCCUCAUGCGCAAGCAGAAGAUCCGGCCAAACAUCGUGUCGUACACAUCACUGGCCCGAGCAUUUGCGAAGAAUGGCAUGUGGUACGAAGUGGAGAUUUUGGGUGAGACCUUAGAGAGGGAGGGCCUUUGCAUCAACGACUUCUUUCUGUAUGCACUCCUGCUUGCGUAUUCGACUGCGAAGCCAAAGCAGAUGGCAAGGGCCGAGACCACCUUUCUUCGGGUUGUGCAGACUCAACACAUUGAGAUCAACAAGCACAUUCUGAGUGGACUUGCUCGUGCAGUUGGGUGCAGUCGUGCGAAGGAUUUGGUGUCUAUGACUGAGCGGUGCCAGUGCCAACAGAGAAACUCAUGA
This is a messenger RNA of Symbiodinium natans, 1452 nucleotides long. The record is from the annotation of a GenBank genome assembly. Lineage: Eukaryota; Dinophyceae; Suessiales; Symbiodiniaceae.